Messenger RNA from Mya arenaria, 868 nucleotides. Its product is annotated as ras-related protein Rac1-like. Gene Ontology annotation, molecular function: GTPase activity; GTP binding. The record is from RefSeq and is a predicted model, not a curated record. Lineage: Eukaryota; Metazoa; Mollusca; Bivalvia; Myida; Myidae. Gene Ontology annotation, biological process: small GTPase-mediated signal transduction. The transcript has 5 exons. Bases 208 to 780 code for a protein of 190 amino acids.
UUUGAUUUAACUGAUUUCUCAUCUUACGUGCGACACAUUUGUAAAAACAUGUUACACAAACGCUGAUUUUUAACAUAAACAUGGAUUUAUUAAGAUUAAAUAAGGUGAUAGUUAAGAUAUUACUUUAAUUCGUCUGCUUAAAUAGUUUCUUAAGUUCAAGGACGCACGAUACAAUUAACAUUUGUUCAACCGGGAGUAAGUAGCGCAAUGGAAGUGGAGCGUGUGACGCUUGGUGUCGUUGGUGACGCCGGGGUUGGGAAGACGACGCUGGUCGUGUCGUUCACCGCCAACUACGUGUGUCAGGAGUACCGGCCGACGGCAUUGGACGCUUUCUCGACGAUUGUCCGUCUUAAUGACGCCCUCGUGGUCGACCUCCGCAUCUGGGACAACGCAGGAUCCAAGGAAUACUGCGGCCUCAGACCGCUCACGUACCCCCAGACGGAAGUGUUUCUCGUUUGUUUCUCGCUCAAGUCUCGCAAGUCGUUCGAAAAUGUGACGAGAGUUUGGAUUCCGGAAAUAUACAAAACCGUUGGGACCAGGCCCUUCGUUCUCGUCGGAUGUAAACGAGACGACUGUGUUUUUGGGGCUGACGGGAACUCAGAUGUGGUGGGGACAAUUGAGGGAGAGGCGAUGGCUAGGCGGUUGGGAGCCGUCACCUACGUGGAGACAAGCGCUAUAGAGCAGUCGGGCUUCACAGACUGUUUCCACACAGCGAUACACGCCGCCCUUGAGGAGAGGAAAUCUCCCACGCUUGCACGGGAUAGAACAUUUACAAUUUAACUUGUAUAUUUAUACACGGCUAUGUUUGAAAUCCUCAAAUGUAUUUUAUAAUUAUCGUUAGAUAUAUUUAAUAAAUUGUUGUAUAUUU